AUGACAUCACUUCCUGUGUGCAGGUACUACGGCCUGUCGGUGUGGUUUCCUGAUGUGAUUAAGCACCUGCAGGCGGAUGAAUAUGCGUCACGCGUGAAGAUACACACCAGCGAGAGGAUCGAGGACUUCACCUUCAACUUCACCCUGGAGAACCAGAUCCACCGCAACGGAGUGUUCAUCAACGACAGGUUCAUCGGGAUGAAGUUUAAGUCUGUGACGUUCAUCGACUCCACCUUUCAGAGCUGUUAUUUUGAGGACGUGAGCUCCGUCGGCUCCUACUUCAAAAAUUGCACCAUCAUUGAAGCCUUCUUUUAUAACACAGAUAUCGAUGACUCUAAGCUCGUGGGCUCCACGGUGAUCAACUCUUCAUUUGCACACAAUAAGACGGGCUGUCAGAUGACGUUCGAUGACGACUACAGUGCCUACUGGGUUUACUUCAUCAACUUCCUGGGAACUCUAGCCGUGUUGCCGGGCAACAUAGUCUCCGCCCUCCUCAUGGAUAAAGUGGGCCGGCUCAGCAUGUUAGGUGGCUCGAUGGUGUUGUCGGGCAUCAGUUGCUUCUUUCUGUGGUUCGGCACCAGUGAAUCUAUGAUGAUCGCCAUGCUCUGUCUUUAUAAUGGACUCAGUAUUUCUGCCUGGAACUCUCUGGAUGUGGUGACGGCUGAACUCUAUCCCACCAACAGGAGAGGCACUGGCUUUGGCUUUUGUAACGCCAUGUGUAAACUGGCUGCGGUUCUGGGCAAUCUGAUCUUCGGCUCUCUGGUGGGAAUCUCCAAGUCCAUCCCGAUCCUGCUGGCAUCCUCAGUGCUAGUGGCCGGAGGUCUGGUGGGUCUGCGGCUUCCCGACACCCGCAACAACGUCCUAAUGUGACCCCCCUCAGAGCUGACUUCAGACCUCUGACCCCUGAGCCACGGAGCAUCAGGACAGGCCACAGCGGAGACACCUGAUCAUUGCUGAUUUCAUUGACACUCACGCCGCAAAACCUGAAUACGGAAAAGUUGGGAUGUUUUGUAAAAUGCAAUGAAAUCAAGAAUAUGUGAUCUGUUCAAUUAUUUGGUGCGUUAAAGCAGUUAAUGGUAGAAAAACACACAAUUUUUGAACAUAUCGUACAUUAUGGACCCUUUUCACAAAACACGUUUAACGCUCAUCAGCAGCACCAUAAAUACUUGAAAAUUGUUCUUAUUUAGAUUUUUUUUCUUAAGCGUAUGUAUUCAUUCAUUAAGUGU
Danio aesculapii is the source of this 1226-nucleotide messenger RNA. RefSeq names its product synaptic vesicle glycoprotein 2C-like. The record is from RefSeq and is a predicted model, not a curated record. NCBI's taxonomy places the organism in Eukaryota, Metazoa, Chordata, Actinopteri, Cypriniformes, Danionidae. The coding region runs from base 1 to 870 and encodes 289 amino acids. The transcript has 5 exons. Gene Ontology annotation, molecular function: transmembrane transporter activity. Gene Ontology annotation, biological process: transmembrane transport.